Messenger RNA from Penaeus vannamei (Pacific white shrimp), 329 nucleotides. Lineage: Eukaryota; Metazoa; Arthropoda; Malacostraca; Decapoda; Penaeidae. The record is from RefSeq and is a predicted model, not a curated record.
CUUCCUUGGCAUCACAACCGAGUCUCGAGAUGGCGCUCAAGGCUGUAUUUAUCGCUACUGUUGUAGCUCUUCUUGUGGCAUGUGUGGCGGCAGGGCCACUAGCUGAUCCUGGGUAUGGGCACGGUGGACACGGAGGGUAUGGCCAUGGCGGGCAUGGAGGGUAUGGCCAUGGUGGACAUGGUCAUGGAGGAUAUGGCCAUGGCGGGCAUGGCCACGGUGGAUAUGGCCACGGUGGACAUGGUGGAUAUGGCCAUGGCGGACACGGUGGAUAUGGCUGGUGAUGCUCUUGCAAUGGUUUCUCUCUGAUUUGAAUAAUAAAGAUCUUUCAC